Messenger RNA from Grus americana (Whooping crane), 993 nucleotides. Its product is annotated as caspase-7-like. NCBI's taxonomy places the organism in Eukaryota, Metazoa, Chordata, Aves, Gruiformes, Gruidae. The record is from RefSeq and is a predicted model, not a curated record. Gene Ontology annotation, biological process: apoptotic process; proteolysis. Gene Ontology annotation, cellular component: cytoplasm. Bases 142 to 993 code for a protein of 283 amino acids. The transcript has 3 exons.
CUGAGUCAGCCAGCGGAGCAGGAUACACUCUCCUGGACUUCCCGAAGGAGCACUCGGGGCUCACCCCAAGACAAGCCCGAGCUCCCUGCGGGCACGGUGGGGGUUUGGAGACCACCUACCCAUCCGAGGGGACAUCCCGGCAUGUCCCAGGCAAGGCAAAACCGGGCUCUCAUCAUUGUCAACACCGAUUUCUGCAGCAGCGACAGCGAUGGGGCGUUCGGAACCCGGAGAGGAGCCAAGAGAGAAGCGGAGAAACUUUCCAAGACACUCUCACGCCUCAACUACAAGGUGAAGCUGAUGCAUAACAAGACAGCCAAGGAGAUAGAGGACCUUUACCAGCAAGAGUGCUGCUGCGAGCACGGGGAGUACUUUGUGAGCAUCAUCUCCAGCCACGGAAAUGAGGGGGUCAUAUUCGGUUAUGACUCGGAGCCGGUUAAGCUGACCCGGAUUUUCCAGAUUUUAUCCUCAGAAAAGUGCCCGGUGCUCAGCAAAAUACCCAAAAUCUUCUUCAUCCAGGCUUGCCGGGGGAAAGAAUUCGACCGGGGGGUGGUUGUGGAGUGCGACAGCAGGGAGCCUGAACCAGACUGCCUCUCGGACUACAUCUCCAUCCCUCCCCAAACUGUCGUGAUGUUCGCCUGCAGCCCAGGUAAGGGACAGCCCCCUCCAAUGACAUUUCUCUCAAAAACCCCACCAUCACGGGGCUGUGGCACAGCCAACAUCGUUCUCCUUCCUUUGCACUCCACAGGCUACGUGGCCUUCCUCAACAUUUUUGGAUCCAUGUUCCUCCAGGCCCUGCUCAAGGUCCUGGAGGGAGAGGAACGUCACCUGGCCCUCAACCGCCUCAUGACCCGCAUUAACUGGCACGUGGCCUUUUGCUGCCAGGCCAGGGGCACCUACGAGGGAUGCAAAGAGAUGCCCUGCUUUGUCACCAACCUGCUGCAGGAGGUCUUCCCCUUCUCCGCACCCAUCGUGGAGGAGGCGGACGGUGUUUGA